AUGUAAAAUUCACAGUAGAUAAACAGCAAAUUUAUACUCAAUAAAAGUAUUGACCUUUAAUUGAGGAAAAAUGAAAAAUAAGGAGCACUAUCAUCAGACUAUCAACAAUCUCAGAUUGCCAACAGUUUAAAGUCUCAUAUGCUUAUUAAAGAGUUCGAUGGAGUUUUAUUUGGUGCAUAAACAUCAACUUUCGAUAGAUAGAAAGAUUCUCUUACUAAGUAGAUGAUAAAAAGACCUGAUUCUUAAUUGCCAUUUUAUGCCUGGCAAUGCUUGAGCUUUAAAACAUUAAAUAGGACUGUCGAUUUUGUGAUAAAAGAUAAUCAACAAAUUUUUUAGGUUAUUUCAGUCGUUCAACUUUUGAUGAGUAAUUUAUAAUAAGUCAAGUAACUUAAAAGAGAUCUCAAGAGGAAGUAUCAGCAAUAAAACAAAUUGCAAUCAAAAAUGAGCAAGUUAAAGAAAUCUGUUUCGAAGUAAAUACCAAAUAAUUAAGCUAACUUAUCAAAUUCAAUUUCUCAAGAUCAGUCAUUUAUUUCCUCAAGAUAAUAUGAUUAAGGUGAUAAAUCGACAAGAGUCGGAUCACUAGAAAAUAGCUUUUGCCCUGAGAUCUAGAAUGAGAGUAAAAACAUUAAAAAUGGUUUCGAAGCAAAGUUUCCUAAUUUCCCAAUAGAUAUGAGUUACUUCUCCAAAAAAGCAUUAGCAGAUAUUGAAGCCUAAAUAAGAAUGUAUAAGUUGAUGAGGAUAAAAAUGAAAAUUUCUUACGAAGCAUGUCAUAGGAGAACAUCAGUAUUAGAAACCUUCCUUAGAUCAAUCUAUCUAACCUAUAAAAAUCUUUAUAUUAACAAGCUAAGUAUUCCUAAUAACAAACCUAUAAAUGAAAUUCUUGACGAAUCCGAUGAUUCAAGGGAUGAAGAGCCAUCAUAUGUGAAUGAAUUGAAUAGUUGUGUAUAAAAUCAAAAUAAAAUUAGGAAUCAAAUAAAUCAACUAAAAGUCAUUGAAAUCUUUAAGAGAAUGAAGAGCACAAAUAAGUAUAGCAAUAUCAAAUUUUGCUUGAAAAAGCUCUAUAUCAGCAGAGAAAACUUAAAAAAAACUAUUUAUGAAAAAGAGAGAAAUUAUUUUAAGAUACCUUAGGAAUUCCGCUUAAGAAAGCUUUCUUAGUCAUAUUGGUUUUACGACCCUCUAAAAAUCAUAAUUGAAGAAGUCAUCAACAAUAAAAGCAUUUCUCUCUUUAACAUACUUAUUAGUCCAAGCAAAUUUAAAUAGGAGACAAGAUCUAAAUCAUUUAUUAAUUGUAUGUCAGUGAAAGAGAAAAAGAAUACAAAUCUAAGUGCUAAUAAGUCUAUAGAAUAGUCUGCACAAUUUUUAGUUCCUAAAACUUAAGACACGAUUCUCUCCAAAGAUCAAAUUGAAUAAACAAGAAAGGAAAUUUUGCAUAAGCAGAUUUUUGUAUAAUAGCUAGCAAACUUAUCUUUGAAGAAUUCAUUCAUCAAGUAAAAUAAAGAAUUCAUUUAAAAAACAGGGAGAGAAAUUCCACAAGAAAUAAAUCAUUAAUUGGUAAUCUUACUUAUUAGCUCAUUAUAUAUAUAGAAAAAAUAAUAUUCAACUGAACUUAAAGACAAAAGAGUUAAAGUUUUAAAAAAGGUUAAAAGACAUAGAAGUAAUGAAAAGAGAAAGAUAUAGGUCUUAAACGAAUAGAUAGACUAAGAAAUAAAAUACUUCACUCCAGUCUAUCAUAAUAUUGUUGAACACUAAAUCAAAUAGAAGUUAUCAAUCAAUCAAAUGAUUAAAGGAAACAAAGUGAUUGAGGGAUGGAUUAUGAAGAGAUAAUAGCCUUUAUCAACUCUUCGAUAACCUUAGAAUCAAUUUGGACCAAUUACAGUCAGAUAAUUGGGAGAAUCAAAGUCAUUUAGUAGCAGGAAUCAUGAAGCUACAUAGGAUAAUUCAAUUGUGAGAUUAAGCGAAGAUUCAGAGAUUUAAGUAUCAUCUUCAUCAGCUACAUCUAGUCCUGGUUCCUCCUCUAGAUAUUCAAGUUGUAUUUUAUCUGGGAUAUAGGUUUAGCCUAAUUCAAAGUUAGGUAGAUAUUAGUACAAUGAAGAGCAAUUUUAAUCUCCUCGCUAAGAUAAUUAAGUGUUUAUAUCAGAUAGAAAGCGCUAUUUAUUAAAUUUAUGA
Stylonychia lemnae is the source of this 2166-nucleotide messenger RNA. Lineage: Eukaryota; Ciliophora; Spirotrichea; Sporadotrichida; Oxytrichidae. The record is from the annotation of a GenBank genome assembly.